Phasianus colchicus (ring-necked pheasant) is the source of this 3889-nucleotide messenger RNA. RefSeq names its product CKLF like MARVEL transmembrane domain containing 6 (gene CMTM6). Lineage: Eukaryota; Metazoa; Chordata; Aves; Galliformes; Phasianidae. The record is from RefSeq and is a predicted model, not a curated record. Gene Ontology annotation, cellular component: membrane.
GAAAUAACUCUUAGAAAUACCAAUUCCUGAUCUUUGGCUGUUUAAAAAUCCCACCUUGGGGCUAGUUAGUACAGUGUUCAAGCUUUGUGAAGUUCAGCUGCAACACUGAGCCCAGACAUAGAGCCUUUGGAGCUGAGCAAGAGGCAGGAGAUGCAACAUGUGCAAGUCUUGUCUGAGUUUGUCUGCUCAUCGCAGUCCUUGCUUUGUGAUUCCCAUGGCUAGCUGGUCAUCUCACGCAGAGAACUUGUGUGAAAGAGUGCUGUUAGAUGCCUGCAUGGGAACUGAAACCAGGGGAGAGUCGUGCCUAUAACUGUGGAGUUUCUGUGGAGUUUCCCAACUCGUUCUGUGGUGAUCUGCCUCACCACUCUUCAAAUGAAAUGGAGCCUGCGCCUCACCACUCUUCAAAUGAAAUGGAGCCUGCCUCCUUUGGCGGUUUGGGCUUUUAAAUUGUUUUCCUAUUCUUGUACUUCCUUCUCUUUUGCCCUCAUUGAAGGAAAGUAAAAAGAAUUGUAUUUGUGAACAUGGGAAAAUGAGAAUUCAUUUGUGAGAAGUCAGGUCAAGGGAGUGAGCCUUGCUGCUAAUCUUGACUGUGUAGGAUUUAUGUUUCAGCUUAAUCUGGGUAAUUCUGUAAUACAGUAUGAAGCUAGUUCCAAAGGUCUACUGGGGCUUCACUUUAUAGAAACUGGGAUGAUACUUGGCCUGUACUCACCAUAUCCCAGGAGCUGAUAUUUAUUCAACUGCUUUGUCACUCCAGUCACACUUCUUUUGUAAAUUUUUUCAAUGCGGUGAGGACUGAUAUCCAUGUUAUAAAGCUAUACUGAUGUAGCUUUCUCCAUUUAAUAGGUACUGCUUUAUGGUCACUGUGGUGGUUAUCCUUGGAGAAGAUGUAAUGCGGGAGAAAACUAGGUCACUCAUCACUAAUCUGCUCCCACCAACCUCCUACUCCUUGGCUGAGUGGAGAUGUUGUGGCAGUUUACAAUCUAAUUCCAGGACUGCUUUCUGCUGCAGUGUCCUGCUUUAAGCUCAGGCUCUGCCAUUCUGGUAGAGGUUGCAUGAGUAGAAAAGACUUUAUUUUUUGAAAACUCUGUCAGUACAUAAAGAGAAGAAAUUGAGUAAGAUACCCACCUGGAAUGGGAUUUCUAUUACAUCACAGCCAGCUAAUAGCAGUUGUUGGCAUUAAACAGACAUUAUGUAUCACUACUACUGUUUUGAUCUGCAUUCCCUCUUUAAAGGGGAAUGAAGUUUAAAGCUGUACUUGAAAGACAGUUUUAGUGAAAAAGUAAAGAACAGCUCUGGUUUGUGUGCAUAGCAGCAUUUGCAUGUUUUAACAAAAUGCUGCAACUAUUUUUAAGAUAUUUUGUCCUAUGCUGUCUGGUUUUCAUUCCUUCUCUGCUACAGAUCUUUGUGGUUGUUUUGCUUUCCAUGUGUUGCCUUAUAAAUAAAAAAAAAGCAGCCUAAAUAAUCUAGGAUUUAAAUGGCAAGCCAGCUUUUACACUUCCUGCUGAAGGCCUGAGCAGAAAAAACAAAUCUGAGAAAACAGCAGUAAGUAGGAAAAGGUUACAAUAUAUUUUAUCUUUAGUCAACUUUGUGUAGUUUUUCUAUUGGUCCUUGAGAAGCAGCUCCUCUCAAGAGUUGUCCUCAGCAGUAACAUCUGUGUUUAUCCUUUUAAAAGGCUGUCUUAGGACAAGGGUAACAAGACUGGGAGCAGCUACAGGUAUCCUUAGAUGGUACUAAAUACUUACUAAGAACUCACAACUGCUUCUGUCUGCCUAAGCCCUGUCUCCCUCAGACAAAAGUAGUCUCACCACAUAGGACAUGUUGUGGUCAUUCAGCCAACUUUGAAAUAUAAACACGAAAUAAAACAAAAUUGGGAAUUCCUUUAGAAAAGGCCUCUGUAAUACAACCUUCCUUACAGCCUACUAAUGUAAAAACCGCGAUGAAAGCACAGCAGUACUCUGGAUCCAUAACAGUAAAUAUCAUUCACUACACUUACCUGCUCAGCCCUGCACUCCCAGGAUGCUGUAUGCAUAACUGUAACGUCCCAGCCCCCAGCAGAAGCUGUGGUGCACUCAUGGCAAUACCUUCCUUAUUUCACUGGGAACUCCUGUGCCUGAGGAAUCACAUGGUUUGCCGACUCACUUGCCUCUAAAGCCAGCUCCUGCAACAUGCACUGUUUAUGGCACAAACACACCUGCACCACCCAGCCCAGGGCUCCCGCAGUGUUCCUCUGGGUUGUGUUUUCCUACAGGGAGGGAUGCCAUUUACAGCCCGCUGGCAAACAGUAGCCCAGAGCACACCCCACUGCCUUUACCUGCUCUGCACUGCGUCAGCUGUCCAGGCGUGGUGGCUCCCAGCAGGCACAGAUGGUGCCUGAUCUCUCAGUGCUGCUCACAUGUCCUGCACUGCUGGGCUGAGACGGGCAGUGUGACCAUUCACUUGGCUCCUUCACACAAAGCAUGAGUAGAAUUAAGGUCGAGAAAGCAAACUGCUGCUUUUCUAUCAGUAGAUCAUACUUAGCAAAGUAUAUCUGAAUUUGACUGUGAAGGACCAUAAUAGUUCUGUGGAUAAUAGGCUCAUGAAAGUCAACGUGGUACACUUUUGCUUAUAUACAAAAGGCUUCAUCUAUUUCCUCAUGGCACCAAGAGCUGUAGCUGCCUAUGAAAUCAGGUGUGGGCAGAGGUACGGCAGCACGUUAGAAUCACAGAAGAGAGUUGGAAGGGACCCUUGAAGACCAUCGAGUCCGACCACGGCUCCACACAGCACAACCCAAAAUCCAAACCCAACGCCUAGGAGCGCUGUCCGAACGCUCCUUGAGCUCCGGCUCCUGUGGCCGCGCCCACCGCCGGUGAAAGUUCACAGGGAUGCGUCCCAGCUCCCAUGCAAAGGGCGGCACACGGGGCCGUCGGGCCCCCUCAGGGCGGCUCUCCGCUGCCCGCCCCUCUCCCCGUGCGCGGGGCCUGCAGGAAGCGCUUUUGUUUCAGCGUCGACGGGCGGGGCGCUGCCUCCUCCUUCCCGUUCCCGUUCCCUGCCGCGCUGCUCCAGCCGCCGCCCUUUUGCUUUCGCUUCUUGCCGGCUCGGCAGCGCGGCCAUGGAGAACGGCGGCGUCUACAACGAGACCACCGAGCCGCGGGCCAAGCUGCCCCUCCGCCGCCGCUGCGGCUGCACCCUGCGGCACCUGCGGGGCUGGCGGCUGGCGCACAAAGCCCUCCAGCCGGUCCUCUCUUUUCUGGCUGUUAUUUUUGAAGAAAUUGUGGAGGAUUGUAUCAACUGUCAUGGGCUGUACUUCUUUGAAUUUGUAAGCUGCAGUGCUUUUCUUUUGAGCCUCCUGAUCCUGUGUGUGUAUUGCACUAUUGCAUAUGAAACGUUUGGGAAAGAUAAAGUAAACAAAAUGAACUUUUGGACCAUGCUCAUUAUAGGUGCCUUUUUUCUAAUAGCUUCAAUAGUGCUUGCUGCAACUAGCUCUGGGUCUGCUUUUGAAAAAGCUGCUUGUGUGUUUGGAUUUUUUGCAAGUGGGGCAUUUUUAGCUGAAUUUAUAUGGGAACUUUGGUGCAGUCGGAAACAAAGCACUGAAGAAUGUUCUGAAAAUCCAGGCCACACUCAAGGUGCCACAGAAGAUCAGCCACUGAAUAAGCCAAGCUAAACUUUCUGAAAUUAGUUCUUUUUUUUUUUUUUUGAGUGGAGCAAACUAAAACUAAGUUUCAAUGCUCUGUAGGUAAUAACUUCUGUCUCUUCCUUCUAAUCAGUUUUGUGUGCGUUGUAAGUCACAAAAAUUUAAAGAUCUGUAGGCAAGUAAUGACAUCUUGAGCAUUCUGCUUUAUUUAAUUUUCUAAGUAACUGGUCCUGCCACCUAUUUAGGUGGCAUGCAUUAAAAAAAAAAAAAAAAAAAAAA